Messenger RNA from Pieris brassicae (large cabbage white), 5084 nucleotides. Its product is annotated as erythroid differentiation-related factor 1. NCBI's taxonomy places the organism in Eukaryota, Metazoa, Arthropoda, Insecta, Lepidoptera, Pieridae. The transcript has 18 exons. Gene Ontology annotation, biological process: positive regulation of DNA-templated transcription. The coding region runs from base 115 to 3654 and encodes 1179 amino acids. The record is from RefSeq and is a predicted model, not a curated record.
UACAAAUUUUAUUCUACCUGCUAUCUGCUUCUGUUUCUGUUAUUAUUUUAAGAUUUACAGUUUCAACAUUUGUUUUCUUAUUUUUAGUGAAGCAGCAUUGUUAGAAAUACUAAAAUGGAAGACUACGAAGCCGAAAAUGAAAUAAAAAGAAACAAGGACCGGAGUCCAUCUCCUGAUGUAAAAUCGACUGCUGUGGUCAAAUACACUGCUUUUCAAAGUCCAGUUGGGUAUGCUCGGCUGCAGUGCAAUACUGACCUUAAUCUCCCUCCCUCCAACUGGGGAGGGAUAGAUACAUAUGGUUUGAAACAAAUUUUAACGAGGGGUACAGGCUUAUCAAGUUUCAGAAUGGCACAUAUGUUUCCUGAUUGUGUAGGUGAAGUUGAUUUAAUAUCUGAUGCUGAGUGCAUCAAGAAAUUGCUUAAAUUACCUUAUCAACCAAAUGGAACUGUAAGCAUGAUGGUGCAUAGAGUACAGAACACACUGCUAUUAGACGACUUUGAUGUUUAUGACUACCUGAUGAAGUCAGAAUGGUCUUGGUUAAAGGAUUUCUUCUAUGAAAACAUAAUUAAAACUAUGUCUGAGAAGGAACGUAUGUCCCUAACUCCAGCAAGAACUGCAAGUGCAUUACAACUGACGCACAAGUUCCUGUCUCACAGUCUGCUUGAAAGGCCUCAGCCGUUGCCUGCGCCUGUUCCAGACACACCUGAUUGGAUUUCCGGUCCACACCUACCGGAACCGGAGUCACGUACAGAAGAAUCGACCCCUGAGGACUCAUAUAACCGAAAUGUACUAUGGACCUUUGAAGACAUUCAUAUGUUAAUAGGCAGCAAUCUCCCGAUAUUUGGCGAUAAGGAUCGACCAUGCGUUAGUUUGAGGCUGCGAGAUGCCCGGGAGCCUAUCAAUGUGUUAACAGGAAUUGACUACUGGCUUGACAAUUUAAUGUGCAAUGUCCCAGAAGUCUUAAUGUGCUAUCAUUUAGACGGCAUUGUACAGAAGUAUGAGCCAAUGAAAACCGAAGAUCUGCCUAAUAUGGAAAACUCCAAGUUUUCUCCAAAAGUCAUAAGGAAUGUCGCCCAAAAUAUUUUAUCCUUUUUGAAGUCCAAUGUCACCAAGUCUGGACACACAUAUUGGUUGUUUAAAGGUCCCCAUGAUGACGUGGUAAAACUCUACGAUCUGACGUCCCUGUGUCCCGACAGUCUCGACAAUCCGUUCACGACUCCAGUCGCGAUGUUACUAUACCGUGUCGCCCGUAACAUGAGAAUUAUGAAUCGGACGAGACAUGUACGACAACUUUUGGAACAUGUAGUGCAGUUGUUGCAAGUGGAAAGAUAUCCGCAAAUUGUGGCUUCAUCCCACUAUAUGUUGUCCGAUUUGUAUGUACCGGCCACGACUAAUCCCGCAUGCCCGGAUUUUAAAGAUGAAAUUCUAGAGCCAGACGAGGAUUCUGAUUUCGGAAACUCAGCUGAGUUUAAUGAUAACGUUGAUAGGACUAGUGAGGCUGACACAGAGAAUGAAGAGAGAGAGGAGAAGAAAACCGAAGACAAUUUAGAGGCGAAGGGAGACAGCCUGGCGUUACAAGUGAGAUGUCUCACACUUAAGGAUACAGGGAACAAGAACACACAACAUAGUGGUAGUGCAAAGGAAAAGGAGUCUGUCAGUUCGGGUCUGGGCGUAGAAGUUCCGGAUAGAUGUGGCCGAGCAUUGUCACAUGCACUCAAAGGUUUAUCAGCUCUGCAUCACCUUACUAUUGAUAAGGCCAAGGAAGAGGAACGCGUGCGUCUCAAAGAGCAAAUAAUAAACGAAGAGCAGCACCCGAAAAUGGCUAACCCAUUCGAGCCGAUCAAAAUGGACUAUCAGCCAAUGAACAAGAAAAAAGAACCAAAAGAACACGUAUCAAGAAGCAGACGCCGGAGACGCGAAAGAAAACAGUCAGAGAAAACUGGGAAUUACCUAAUCGAAGCCAAUUCGAAUGUUGAUAAAAACGCGAUUCUAAUACGCAAAGAGAACAACACAUAUCCAACUUGGCAUGAGCCGAAUAGGGAUGACAAUUUCGCCUGGAAACUGCAUUUGAAGACGUUGUUAUAUGAGAAAAUAUGUCUCGCAUACGCAACCCUAGCGGAAUAUAGUUACGCCCACGAGCAAUAUGGGUUUUCUUUGAAAUACAUAGAGCUUGCCAGCAAAUGUCAGAAAUUGUUAGGCAGUAUGAUAAUCAAAAGUCGAGUCGUGGAUGCGUCAUGUCUUAUUGGAAGGAUUGGGGAUAAUUUCUUUCAACUCAGCAAACAUUGGUCCAAUCUGGAGCAGUACCAGAAGCAGUUCCAGAAGGAUCAUGAUAUCGAUAAGAAAAUUCGACACGAGAUUGAGAAUGAUUUGGUGGAUGAGACUGAAGUUACGUGUAAAGAUUUCGAUUUGGAUAUAUCCCUACCAUUAAGCGAUCUAGAAGCAAUGAAGGCGUCGUGUGCGUAUUACCGAAGGGCUAGUGAGGCAGUGCCGGGAGGCGCGCACAAGCGAGACGAAUUGCAACGCCGCUUGGCCUCAGUUUGCAACGAACUCGCAGUCAGAUAUAUGAACGAUGGACAACAAAUCUACAUGAAAUAUGCAGAAGAAGAUGGCGAAAACUCUGCAUUUCCAAAAGACAUUCGUGACCAGUUGAAAUCCCUUUCGCAUAUGUCUGCGGAGUGCUUAGACGAGGCCACUUCGAUAUUCGAAUCGGUCAAGGAUGUUCCGAAUUUGGCACUUUUGUACUGUAAUAAGGCCAGAUACAUGAGGUUCAAGGCGCAUUGUGAUAGAGACGGGUCUACAUCUGAAAAACGUAGCCUAUACAACAAAGCCGAAGACCUCUACAUGGAUGCCCUGAAGAUGCUAGGCCCUCGUGAGAACUGUGGAGCAGCAGCGGUUUGGGAUCUGGUAUCUUGGGAACUCUCGUGUCACCUCUACACUAAGGCAGUAUCGAUGCAGGACUUUCCGGACUUGUAUGGAUGUGAAGUAAUGGAAGUAGCGGAUGCGUUCAAACACGCGCUCAAGUAUUGUCUUCUAAGCCCCGGCCCAAGGCAGUAUCUUUACCAGUUUAGAGCCGCCAUGAUUUAUCACCGGUUGGGUUCGUUGUACCACUCACAAUUUAGAUUGACAACAGAGGACGGUCCCAAACGUCGUACGUUAUUGAACGCAACUUGCACGAGUUACCAAGAGGCAUCUGUUCGUUUCGCGGCGCUCGAAGACAUCUUUAUGUUCCUAGCAGUGAGGUUGGAACAUGUGGCGGCUAUGGAAGGCCACGCCCAAAUAUCUCCAAACGUCAAACUAAAGUCCUUCCAAACUGCUUUAGAACUCUUACAACAGUCGUACUCCGUGUUGAUGCUGUUAAAAAAUCGCGAUCCCGAAGAAAAAGACACAAAAACUGAGGAGUGCGAUGAAAAAUCGCUCAAAAAUGAACAUGGACUAGUCUCAUUAUUUGAAAACAGACUUCAUCACAUAUUAAAAAGUAUUAUUCAGUAUUGUCGAUCGAAGACUAACAAAGACUAUGAAAAAAUGACAGAUAUGUACAAAAAAUUGUAUUGUGCAAGUUUGAAAAUUGUUAAAAAUGACGAUAUGAGAUUGUACGCGGCGAGUAUUUGCGAUGUUUUAAAUAUUAUGAAUAAUAUUGCUAAAGAAUUUGCGUAAUUUUAUUGCUAUACUAUUUCUAGCCAAAAUUCUUCUAUACGGUCUUAUCUGAAUUUUAUGCUCUUAAUUAAAACCGCUAGGAAGAAUUUUACGAUAGUUGUGUCAUUAUUUCGUAUAAUGUCAGUAACAGCUCUAUGGCCCUUAAUACAAUUUGUGUUGACCCCCUUAUUCAUAAACGUUACGUUCGUCUCGUUCGUCUCUCUCUAUCAAGUGGUGUCUACGCCUUGAUAAUAAGAGACAAAAGACGAUUUGUUUUUGCUUCGGCUACUCAAUUUUCCAUACGUUGUAAUAAGAGGAAGGACUAUAAAAAUGAAUUCUUUUAAUAUCGCUUCUACUGUGUCUCAAGUUAGUUCUAGUAGCCAUGGUUACCAUUCUUGAAAUUAGCAUCGCAACCAUGUUAGCUAACCUAAUAUUAAUACUUUUUUUAUAUAUUUAAAAGAAUUUGGAUUACCUGGGAAUUGUAUUAUUAAAAGCAAUUAUAUAUAAAGGAUUUCUUUUUUAUAGACAAAACGAUUCGGAUGAAAUAAUCAUUUUGAAGUGGGUGGGUUACACAUUUUUUUGUAUAAGUUACUGUCAGUUUAAGCGAUGCAGCUAACUAGAAAUAUGAAUAAAAGUUUGACUUCUGACUGGCGUUAUUUAUAUACAAGCCGUAAUAUACUAUAUGUACUUCUGACGUUUACGUUUUCGAACAGUUAUUUUGACUUUCGUAAGAGAACGUAGGUGAGCUGAAUUUUUUGACAAUGACGGGUAGUCGUCAAAGUCGAGAUUUAGCGCCAAGUAUGACUCAAUGUCAGAAACGUCUUGGAUUUGACAUACCCCAGCAUCUUAGUUUAAAACAUUUUGGCCACGAUAUGUUUGUAUUGUAUUAAGACGGCGUUGUUAUCGUUAGCCAAUACUGAACUUUAUUAAAAAAAAUUGUAUCGUAGUCAUUUUAAAAUAACGAAAGAGUUGAAAAAAGUAUUUUUUGUUAUGAAACUCAAUAUAGAAUAAGAUUUUAGAUGAAAUAUAGGAACGCAGCUAUUUAGUUGUGUUGUGUUUACUUGGAAGUAAUUAAAGUUCAUUAUAAAGACUUAGCAUUUACUUAACUUAUAUAGUGAAGAUUUCAAUUGUACCAUCGUUUUUAAAGUUAAAAAGGUCUUCUACCAUAUUCUUUCUUAAAUCAGUCGUUUAAUAAAUGGGCAUAUAAUUUCCUAUUUGAGUUGCACCGUCCUUUACAUGUAGUAAGUUAGGUAUCAUUAGAGCUAUUGAAUGGAUGACUCUUUAGUACAGCUCUUAGUAGUUAUUAUCUUCCAUUUUAGUGUAUAAAACUAUAACGAAACGAGGCAAACGUCCCCAUAUCUUGUAUAUAUACAUAAGAUAUGGGGACGCAAUAAUCUUCAGUGUAUAAUGUAUAAUUCAUGUUUAAAUAUUUAAGAAGUCUCGUAAUUGAU